Stegastes partitus (bicolor damselfish) is the source of this 3117-nucleotide messenger RNA. Its product is annotated as E3 ubiquitin-protein ligase RNF31. The coding region runs from base 293 to 2578 and encodes 761 amino acids. Gene Ontology annotation, cellular component: LUBAC complex. Lineage: Eukaryota; Metazoa; Chordata; Actinopteri; Pomacentridae. The transcript is spliced from 18 exons. The record is from RefSeq and is a predicted model, not a curated record. Gene Ontology annotation, biological process: protein linear polyubiquitination; protein transport. Gene Ontology annotation, molecular function: K63-linked polyubiquitin modification-dependent protein binding; zinc ion binding; linear polyubiquitin binding.
UCAGUUUUAUUCAGCAGCAGCAGCUCCUGUUUGUCAUCUUUACUCACCUUGCUGCGGGCAACAGCCAGCUCAGUGUACUCAGAAUACAUCCCGAUGAUCAUCAGAUCAUGUUUCAGCUCGUCAGGCUGCUUUAGUUCAUGGUGUAAAUACUGUGAGCCACGUUCCAACCAGCGGGGGGCGCUAAUGAGUCACUGUGCGAACCGCCCAACACGAACAAGAAGUUAGCCGGCGGCGGAGUGUCACCGGGCAGCGGGGAGACAGUGACCGUCUCUGAGGUGAGUUUGUCAGUGCGAUGCCGCGGAUCAGUCCGGAGGCGGAGCUGCGGACUCUGGCAGAGUGUCGCUACAGCUUCCCAGCAGAGACUCUGUCAGACCUGCAGGCGGUUCGGGCUCGGUUCUCCGACCUUCGACUCUACGUCGAUUUCUACUGUUUCCCGAACAACGAGAAGAAGAAGCUGCUGUAUCUGGCCGGAACACUUCCUGUUUACUACGAAGGAGCUGAGUAUAAUAUCCCGGUGUGCAUCUGGCUCCAUGAGACCCACCCGGCAUCCCGUCCUCGCUGCUACGUCUGCCCGUCUGUCACCAUGGUGAUCAAUCCGUCCUGUCCCUGCGUGGACGCCUACGGAAACAUCAGCGUAGAGACGCUCAACAGCUGGUCUCAGGGUGUGUCCAACCUGUCACAGCUGGUGUCAGAGAUGAGGCGGGUCUUCCAGAAGGACAUGCCCCUCUUUGCCAGGCAACCUGUCCAAGCCCCGCCCCCUGCAGGUGUCCAAGUGUUACAGUCAGCUGACAGUGUCCUCUCGUCAUCCUCAUCCCAGCACAGUGUCUCUCCCUCCUCGUCUCACCUGUCUGAACACCCAGCCAGCCGAUUGGAGCUGCGCAUGGUGAGGGCGGGCCGUUCGUACACUGAGGAGCUGCUGGGCAUUGACUUCAGCGCUCCUCCUCCAUCCCCAUCCAACAGCAACCCCUUCAUUCGCUCCUCCCCUUCAGGAGCCCACCUUAAAGACCCUCUCAGCAGGCAAAUGGGAGCUCUGAGGCUGGAUGGAGAGUCCAGCAGAGACAAGCAGGCUGGGUCACCUGUCCAGAUCACCCAAUCAGAAGCAGCCAGAGACAGACAAACUGCCAAUUCUGGACCAGCAUGUGGACUCAAUCAGGACUUCUGUCGUUCCGGACCCCCAUCCAGACCAGCAACAGACCUUAUCCAGAUGGCGGCCCAGCUCCCUCCGGACCAGGCGACGUUGUUUCGAUCUCUAAUGGCGAUGGAGGGGCGGAGCUUCAUCCCUGCUGAUGCCAUGGAGGCGGUCCAACUCAACAGAGACCUCCCAUCAGCCCUGAGGUUCCUGAGUCACAGCUGCCCCAUCUGUCAGGAACAGGUGUCCUUCAGCAAGAUCAUCACGAUGACCCACUGCUCCUGCUUCCUGUGUCAGUCGUGUUUCAAGUUGUUUUUCUUGGCGGCCAUUAAAGAGCGCAGCGUGGAUCAGCUGGUGUGUCCUCAGUGUGGCCGCCCGGAGGUCCGAGGUCCGGGAGGGCUAGAGGAGUCCAUGGACUAUUUCAGCCUGUUGGAUACUCAGAUCCGUCACUUUCUGCCUCCUGAGAUCCACGAACUCUUCCAGAGGAAGCUCAGAGACAGAGCCCUGCAGGAGAUGCCCAACUUCUGCUGGUGUGCUCACUGUUCCUUCGGGAUGCUCCACGAGGCCGACAGAUUGAGGAUGGACUGUCCCAGCUGUAAGAAGAGCACAUGCUCCAAGUGCAGAUCACCUUGGUUUCCUCAGCACCAGAGUCUCUCCUGUGAGCAGUUCAGAGUCUGGAAACAGCAGAACCAACCAGAUCAUCACAGCAGCCCCUUGCUGUACACCAGCAUCGAGUGUCCAAACUGCCAGCUGGUCUUCAGCCUAUCCAGAGGAGGAUGUCUCCACUUCACCUGCAGUCAGUGUGGCCAUCAGUUCUGCGGCGGCUGCAGUCAGCGCUUCACUCUGGGAUCUGCCUGCGGCUUCUCUGCUGACUGUGGAAACAAAGGUCUUCAUGCCCACCACCCCAGAAACUGCCUUUACCACCUGAGAGACUGGAGUGUGACCCGCCUUCACCUGCUGCUGCAACAUUACAGAGUGUCUCCCUCCUGGUUGGAACCAGCCAGUGGUAGCCCACCUGACAUCGGUCUGGCAGCAGUGUGUUUGGUUUUGGAGCUGAGAGACGACAGCAGCAGACAGGAGGAGCCCUGUGGACGACCUGCACGACCCGAGUACAAAGGAUACUGCCACAGGUUGCACUAUAAGGAGCGAUUGGUGGAGCUUAUCAACCGUUGCCGUGCCGACCCUGCAGUCUUGUUCAGUCCGGCCGAGAUGAUGGUUGAGCUGCAGCGCUGGCAGGUCGCCGUGCCGACCAGGAAGCCUGAUGAACCGGAGGCGCUGUACGCACACCGGCUCUGCCUGGUCAGUGACAUCAUCACAGACACUGCUCACCUGUCGACAGCUUCAUGUCUGUUUAGGAAGUUUCUGUAUGUUUCUGCAGUCAGGACGGGAAUUUGUCAGAACCAGUUUCAGUCUGACGUCAGUAAAAGCUCUGGUCCGGCGGUAAAGUGACGCUGUGGAACACGGAUCACAAUCAUCUGUGUGUAGUUUGAGGCUCAGGAUGUUUCCUGUCUGACCAAAAGAAUCCAUCAGUGACAUCAUAACUCAGCAGUCAGGAGAAAUGAAGCUUCACAAUAAUCAAUUCAGUGAUCUUUAGACUGAUUAUUGAUGAGUAAUUGUUGGGGGCAGCUGUAGACCACGUUCUGCUGCCUUUAGACCUGUUAAUAUUUAAUAACCCCUCAGUGUGGAUCAGUACUGGUGGCCAACAGAGAACCACUGAACAGAACCAAACCUCUGACAGAACCAACUCAUGAGCCAUAAAGUAUGGUCACAGUAUGUUCUGUUUGAACACCAGUGUUAUAAGACCUGAGGUUUACAGCUGGAAACAGGACAGAAACCGAGUGUUUCCAAUCAGCUGCAGCUUCGACACAUUCCAGCUGACGGAUUAAUGAUUAAAUUAUAAUAAAGGAUUAAUGGCCAAUCACAGUGCAGGAUUCUCUUUCUCUGCAGACGCUGACCAAUAGCGUUCCUCUCAGGAAGCAACGCCACUC